Messenger RNA from Cannabis sativa, 2583 nucleotides. RefSeq lists its product as uncharacterized. Bases 600 to 2234 code for a protein of 544 amino acids. The record is from RefSeq and is a predicted model, not a curated record. The transcript is spliced from 3 exons. Gene Ontology annotation, molecular function: nucleic acid binding; zinc ion binding. NCBI's taxonomy places the organism in Eukaryota, Viridiplantae, Streptophyta, Magnoliopsida, Rosales, Cannabaceae.
UAAAACUAUUUUUGUGUUUUGAAAAUAAUACAUAAUAAAAUAAAGUCUAAUAAGUAAAAUCCAAAUUUAGAACUUUUUUUCCUAAUUAAAACAAAAUAAAAUAAAAACAAAAAAUAUUUACAAAAUUAUAUCAGAAUCUAAUAAAACUUCUCAAAAUCAAAAUUUGUUUCUUCUUUACAUAAAAAAAUCUGCCUUUUCUUCUUCUGUCGAAACCUAUAAUCCCAAACUCCCAAACCCACUGGUAUUCUCAAAAAUCAAGAGCACACACUGUUGUGGGUGGUCGGUUCUCCAGCUUCCAUUACCGGCGACGAUGUAGCUGUGCGGUUUGUGCUGGCGUCAAAGGAUUUUUCUUGUUUUGCUGCCUUCGCAAUCGUCAGGGGCUCAUCGUUGAGUGAACCAGGGGCUGGUUAUUGUUGUGGGUGGUCGUUUCUUCAACUUCCACUACGAGGUGAAGACCAUGGUGAAAAUCAGAGGAGAAGAUGACAAUCCUCCGAAUUACGGAAAUGAUGAUAACCUUUUCACUGUUGAGCUAUAUUAUGGUGGAAUGAAAAUGGUCAAUAUGCAAGAAGAAUCCAUUCAGGAAAGUCAAGAAAUUGAAGAUGACGCACCUUUCACACAACCUAACACACAACAAGUUGAAAGAGUGGUUGAACCAUUACAGCAAGUUGCACCUGAUUAUGAAGCACCAAUUGAGGUAUCAGAAGUGGUUAGAAGACAACAAGAUGACUUUGAGAUGCGAGAGGCAGAAUAUGCCGGUGAACCAGAAAUUGAAAGAGAGAAUGCAAGGGAGCCAGAAACUUACAAUUGGUGGUCAGCAAGACUAUUGCAAGCAACUAUUGGAAACAAACCCUGGGAGUACUGCAAAGAUUCAAACUAUAUUGGUUGAUGGUAAAAGAGUUUUUGAGAAGGUUUACAUAUGUUUAAAGGCAUGUAAGGAUGGUUUCAUAAGGGGUUGCAGGAGGCUAAUUGGAUUAGAUGGUUGUCAUUUAAAAGGCUAUUGCAAAGGAAUUCUAUUGGCUGCCAUUGGGAUUGAUGGAGCAAACUCAAUAUUUCCAAUUGCAUAUGCAGUGGUUGGAAAAGAGACUACAGAAAGCUGGACUUGGUUUUUGGAGCUGCUGAAAGAAGACUUGCAUCCCACCAAUCCUUGCAUAUACACGAUGAUGAGUGAUAGGCAAAAGGGUUUGCAAAAUGCAGUGGACAAGAUUUUCAUUGGUUCUGAUGGUCGUUUUUGCGUGAGACACAUGCACGGUAAUUUUAAGAAAGAUUUCCCUGGACUUCUGCUAAAACAAAUGUUGUGGGCUGCAGCAAGAGCCACAACCCUAGCUGACUUUGAAAGAAAAAUGAAGGACUUGAAAGAUGUUAAUGAGGGAGCUUACAAUUGGCUUGCUGGAAAGAACCCAUUUGAGUGGAGUAAAUCACACUUCAAAGAAUCUGUGAAGUGUGACAUGUUGCUUAACAAUAUCUGCGAAAGUUUCAAUAGUGCAAUCUUGAAUGCAAGGGAUAAACCAAUUGUAACUUUAUUGGAGUCAUUGAGGCUUUGGCUGAUGCGUAAGUUUACCAAAAAUAGGGAGAAUGUGGGCAAGUGGAAGAACCCUGUGCAUAACAAUAUCAUGAAGAUAUUGGAUAAGCAAAUGGAAAUUUCUGCAUAUUGCUCUGUUGAACGUGCAAAUGCUACAAUGUUUCAAGUAACCAUGAAUGAUGGAAAGCGCCUAAUUGUUGAUUUGGAUACACACACAUGCACAUGUAGAAGAUGGCAGCUGACAGGACUUCCAUGUGGACAUGGUUUGGCCACAAUAUUUUUUGCCAAACAUGAAGUGUGGGGUUAUAUUCACUCGUGGUACCACAAAGCAACUUACAAAGCAGCUUACGAAGGUACAGUGGGCCCAGUGCCAAGCCCAGACAACUGGCCAAACAAAGGAAGUAAUCCUAUACUACCUCCACAUGAAAACAACCUCCCCGGAAGGCCAAAGAAGAAAAGAAACUUGAGUGCUAAUGAGCCACCCCCUGCUAAUGCAAUCAAGCUUAGUAAAAAAGGACAGCUUAAUCAUUGUGGUAAUUGUGGACAAGUUGGACACAGUAGAAGGACAUGCAAGAAUGAAGCCGAACAUACGGUUGAGAAGAAAAAGGGAGGGCGCCCGCCUGUCAAAAACCCAACUAAAGAAACAAUCAACAGGAAGAAAAGAAAAGAAAGACAAAAAGCUAGGGAAAGUGCUGCUCAAGGACCUCAACUGUAGCUUCUUAAAAGAUUAUGAAUUGUGCAAACUUAUUUGAUGUAUAACCCUAAAUUAUGUAGCAUUUUGAUCGUUUGGGGUAGUUUUUUGUAAAGUUUUCAAGGAGAUUAUGAUAGUCAUAACAUACUAUGAGACACAAGUUAUUUUUUGUAAAGUUUUUCAGGAGCUAAUACGCUGAUAUGUGUUAGAUCAAGCUGUAUAUCCCUGAAUCAUGUAAUAUUUUGAUCAUUCGGGGUAGUUUUUUGUGUAACAUUCAAGGAGAUUAAGAUAGUCAACAUGUUGCUUUUUUGUAAAACUUUUCAGGACCUAAUAUGUAUUAGAAUAAUUAUACUUUGGCAAUAUGUUUUUCCAA